UAUAUAUAUAUAUAUAUAUAUUAUAAGAUAAUAUUAUAUACAUGCAGGAUUAAAUCCAAAGGCCUGAGUUUCCAGAACCAUACUAAAUUUCAUCAUAUAUCAUGUCCUACCAGCAAGGGGAGGAUUUCUAUUACAUGGAUGAAGAUUUUGUAGAUGACAUGGACGAAGACGACUAUGUUCGAGCUGGUGGAGACGUGGAUUCUGAUGAAUAUGAUGUGCAGCUGACCAAGGUGACCGAUACAUCUUCCUCGCAAGCGCGGAAGGGGAAAGAUAUUCAGGGGAUUCCAUGGGAAAGACUGAACAUAACUAGAGAAAAAUAUAGGUUGACAAGGCUUGACCAGUAUAAGAACUAUGAGAAUAUACCAGCGUCUGGUGAAGCUGUCGACAAGGAAUGCAAACAGGUAGAAAAGGGGGGGAACUACUAUGAAUUCUUCCAUAAUACUAGAUUGGUUAAACCUACUAUCCUCCAUUUUCAGCUCAGAAACUUGAUUUGGGCUACUUCAAAGCAUGAUGUUUACCUUAUGUCCAAUUAUUCGGUUAUGCAUUGGUCAUCAUUGUCGUGCAAUCUGUCUGAGAUCAUUAAUUUUGCUGGGCAUGUGGCACCUACCGAGAAACAUCCCGAAAGCUUAUUAGAAGGUUUUACACAAACUCAAAUAAGCACUCUAGCAGUCAGAGACAAUUUUAUGGUUGCGGGAGGCUUCCAAGGGGAGCUUACUUUUAAGCACUUGGACAGAAAAGGAGUAGCCUUUUGCACCCGGACAACCUAUGAUGAAAAUGCAAUUACAAAUGCUAUCGAGAUAUACGACAGCUUGAGGGGUGGAAUUAAUUUCAUGGCCUCAAAUAACGACGGUAGUUUGAGAGAAUACGAUACUGAGAGAUUUCAACUUUUGAAUCAUUUCCGGUUUCCCUGGCCUGUAAAUCAUACAUCCAUCAGCCCCGAUCAGAGGGUUAUUACUGUUGUCGGAGAUCACUUGGAUGGGUUGCUUGUUGAUUCACAAAAUGGAAAGACAGUAGCCACGGUGGCAGGUCAUCGAGAUUACUCGUUUGCAUCCGCGUGGCACCCUGAUGGACGCAUAUUUGCCACGGGAAAUCAGGACAAGGCCUGUCGAGUAUGGGACAUAAGAAACCUGUCUAUGCCAGUUGCGACUCUCAAAGGGAACUUAGGUGCAGUGCGAUCAAUCCGCUUUUCAACGGACGGCCAAUUCAUGGUAGUUGCUGAACCUGCGGAUUUCGUCCAUGUUUAUAAUACGAGGUCUGGAUUCCAGGAACGACAAGAGAUCGACUUCUUUGGUGAGAUUUCAGGGGUAUCUAUGAGCCCAGAUGAUGAGUCGCUGUAUAUAGGAAUAUGGGACAGAACUUACGCUAGUCUGCUGCAGUAUAACAAAAGACACAGUUAUGGAUACUUGGAUUCUUACCUGUGAGUAUGUGCUGUUCUGAUGUAUGAUGAAGAAUGUUGAAACCAGUAUGCUGAUUGCGGCUGUAGUUCUGUAAUAAUUGUAGUCAUGUCGUUUUUGUUAUUGUAAUAGUGUUCUAAGACAUGUUAGAUUUAUUUGAUCAUUCCAAUCUGUAUAGAAUGUGUGAGUGAUUAUGGUGUGUUGCGAGUUUGAAAAAAAUUG
This is a messenger RNA of Hibiscus syriacus, 1616 nucleotides long. RefSeq lists its product as uncharacterized. The transcript is spliced from 10 exons. The coding region runs from base 102 to 1421 and encodes 439 amino acids. NCBI's taxonomy places the organism in Eukaryota, Viridiplantae, Streptophyta, Magnoliopsida, Malvales, Malvaceae. Gene Ontology annotation, molecular function: protein binding. The record is from RefSeq and is a predicted model, not a curated record.